Penicillium salamii is the source of this 792-nucleotide messenger RNA. NCBI's taxonomy places the organism in Eukaryota, Fungi, Ascomycota, Eurotiomycetes, Eurotiales, Aspergillaceae. The record is from the annotation of a GenBank genome assembly.
AUGAUGAGGUUUUCUCAUGGCCCAGAAUAUGGAAUCGGCACCGAGGAUAUUUCUUACACAGAAGUUCAAGUUCACAGUCUCCAACCUGGCACCCAAGUGUCCCUCAUCUCUUCCAUUGAUGCAGAUAUAUGUUCUACCAAUCCUAAUCUAAUUCUGAGAGUCCAACAGAUUAUUUCGGUUGAUCGUCAUAAGCGAUACUUACUGUAUCGAUGCCCACCUACACGACGAUCUAUCAAAAGAUCUAUGAUCCCUCCGCACAACAUCACUAUCUGCGAACACCAGGAUGACAGUGAUAUUGAUGACUGGUUCAAUCAAGUUGUGAAGGCCCAUCGUGCCGGAGAAAAAAAGCCGUCAGUCUCUUUUGGUUGUGGCCACUGUGAUACCGAAGCUCUUGUUGAAAUCCUUGAAUUCGAACAUCAACUGGCUCUGGUGAUGACAAAGUGGAUAGGCCUAGGUGCUGGUUUGACACCAGAAGAUCCUCAAUGGCGGAAACACUGUGAUUGGAAAUCUUCAACCAUGAGGUGCACAAAAGGAGAGUACGCCGGGGAUUCAGCGAAAGCAAGCGCUCGGGCCUGUUUCGAACGUGCAUCGACAGAAAGCUUACGGUCUCGCAACAUCGCUUUCCUCAAAGAUCAGCAUUUCAAAAAAUGCAUGACCCAAAACACCUUUUUAUCUUUUGGGCAUUAUGCACCUGAUACUUGGUCUCUACGGAACAAAUAUCCCAGAGUUAUAAGAUCGGUCGGCCGCAUACCAGAUUCAUCCUCUUUCUGUACUUACUGUCUUGAUAAAUAA